Chaetomium fimeti is the source of this 1169-nucleotide messenger RNA. Its product is annotated as Sin3 associated polypeptide p18-domain-containing protein. The transcript is spliced from 2 exons. Lineage: Eukaryota; Fungi; Ascomycota; Sordariomycetes; Sordariales; Chaetomiaceae. The record is from RefSeq and is a predicted model, not a curated record. Bases 206 to 970 code for a protein of 254 amino acids. Gene Ontology annotation, molecular function: transcription factor binding. Gene Ontology annotation, cellular component: nucleus.
GAGACGGCCCCACAGGGCGGGAUGCGCUUUGUCGCGGCAGGCAAGCACAGCUUCAAGGUCCCGAGCUCACCUCCAUCUUCCAACCUCCGAGAUCUUACAGUCAAUCUACCUCGGGGCUUUAAUAUUCGUGAUAAAGGGAAUUUAGUUAAUCAAUGUUACUACGUUUCUCAACUUCCCCCAGAAACCGGUCCAUAUCACCGCUACCAUGAGCACACCCGACCUUGACAAAGAGAAAGAGGCAUCGCCGCCCUUCCUGUUGAAGCUCUUCUAUCGCACAGGCGCGUUCCAUAGGCCAGAUGAAUUCAACACACCCUCACUCCCACCCCACCUGCCCAUCCACACCUGGAGCACCUGCAGCCUCGCCGAGCUCUCGGAGCACAUGCUCGACGCCUCGCCCGCGGUGCUCCCGGACCCGGCCAUCGGCACGCGGCUCUCCUUCUGCCUCAUCUACGCCGACACGCGCGCGCGCAUGGACAUGCCGCCGCGGUACGUGUCCAAGCCCCUGGGCUCGGUGGUGCUCGGGCGGGGCGGACCGGGCGCGGGGCCGGACGAGGGCGUGGCCGACGGCGAGCCCGACGACGGCGCCCUGACGCUGGCCGACGCGCGCUUCAUCACGGGCGACUUCAUCUGCUGCGCCAUCCUGCCGCCGGACGAGCUUACCGGUGACGUCGCGCCCGCGAGCGCCGCCAAGAUGGGCCGUGGGGCGGGGGUGGGUGAGGCUAGGGGUGGUCAUCUGGGUGCGCCGCUGCCGUUCUCAGGGCCGAGGCAGAGGGAUUACGCUGCGCCGGGGGGAUUUCGUGGGAGAGGCGCCUGGGGUGGCGGUUCACGGGGUGGUUAUGGGGGUGGUGGGAGGUUUCGUGAGCGGGACGAGCCGUUUGGGAGGGGAGGGGUUCGGAUGCCGGAAGGAGAGUGGCGGAGAGGGGAUCGGUUGCCGGAUGACCCUCCUGAUAAUGGACGGUGGGGAAGAUGAGAUCUCGAGGGUUAAGGGGCAAAACGCAAUGAGGAAACGAUCGGUUGGGGGGAUGCUGCGGCAAUCGACGGCUGGCCAUCGCACUUGCCUGAUCAGUUGUAUUUGUAUUCGCAGUCUUUCUGAAGUUGGUCUUUGGAGUUUGAGCUAACGGACAGGCGUUUAAUGAAUACCAUAAAACCACGUUUACUGGCACUCCCGG